Dicrocoelium dendriticum is the source of this 2037-nucleotide messenger RNA. NCBI's taxonomy places the organism in Eukaryota, Metazoa, Platyhelminthes, Trematoda, Plagiorchiida, Dicrocoeliidae. The record is from the annotation of a GenBank genome assembly.
AUGCGCUUUAGCGGACGCCCACGAGGAUUUUGUGAGCGCAUUGACACCGGCCAACUGGAGAAGCCAGCUGUUCUGAAUGCCUAUCAAAGUACGCUGCCAUGCGAGUUGGAUAAACGCUCACUGGAUGCAAUUGAAGCGCACUGGUCUCAUAUUCACCAAAUGUUAUUAGCAGCAGCAAAAUCCUCAUGUGGUGUGUCUAAUCGCCAACAAGGACAUUGGGUCUCUUCACAAUCUCUGGAAUUUAUAGAUGCUCGCCGGCAUAUUCCGGCUAGAAGCGAACACAAUGAAACUCGCAAAGAGCUCCGGGUAAAAGUCCGUGCUAGCCUGAAGAGAGACCGCGAAUCCUGGUGGUCUCAUCGUGCAUCAGAGAUGGAAAUGGCCGCUGCCCUUCGUAACCAUCAUUUCUCGCCGGCCACUGAUCGCCCCACUCCCUGGGCUGCCCCUUUGGAUCCACCCUCUCGCUCAGAAGUCGAACAUGAGAUCAAACUGUUGAAGUUAAACAAAGCCGCGGGACCUGAUGACCUUCCUCCAGCCCUCUUCAAAUUCGGGGGACCUGCUCUUGUGGAUGAUUUACACGAGUUGCUAGUGAGACUGUGGGAGCAGGAAACUGUCCCAACCGAUUGGAGCCGCUCCGUCAUAGUCCCAGUUUUCAAAGGAGGCUCACGAUCGGAAUGCGGCAGCCAUAGAGGAAUCAGUCUGAUCUCCAUUGCCUCAAAAUUGCUUACCUCUGUCAUCAUUCACCGACUGACUGGCACUCGUGAAAGCCAGAUUCGUGAAGAGCAAGCUGGAUUUCGUCGAGGUCGUGGCUACAUUGACCACAUCUUCACCGUGCGUCAGUUGUUGGAGUACCUUCACAUAUAUUGGCGGCCCACCGUAGUCGUGUUCCUCGAUAUCAAAGGUGCAUUCGAUUCGGUGGAUAGACGUGCACUUUGGGACAGUCUACUCAGGAAAGAUGUGCUUGAGAAAUAUGUAAAUAUUAUCCGAGCAUUAUAUGCUCGUAGCACGCGCAGAGUGAGGGCUUACGGCAAGUUGUCGUCGCCCUUUAUUAUCUCCAGCUGCGUGAGACAAGGAUGCCCGCUGUCACCUUUCCUCUUCAACUUCGCUGUUGACAAAGUCAUGGAAAUCGCGUUCACAAGACACGACUUUGAAGGGGUGGAUCUGCUCCCAGGAGAACGACUUCUUGACUUAGAGUAUGCUGAUGAUAUUGCCCUGACCUGUGAGAGCUCACAAACGUGCCAAGCGGCACUGGACAGAUUAGCACUAGCUGUCCGUCAAUUCGGGCUUUGUUUCGCACCCUCGAAGUGCAAAGCGUUCCUCCAAGAUUGGUCUGGACCGCCUCCUACGCUGACCCUUGGUGGUGAUCAGCUAGAAGUCGUUCAAAAAUUCAGCUACCUGGGAAGUUGUAUAAGCGCCAGUGGAUUGAGGAUGAGAACGAAUCGUAUAGCAAAAGCUCGGGGCGCUUUUGCUAACCUUCGACACUUGUGGCGCCGGCGCGACAUCACUCUUGCCCUGAAGGGUAGAGUGUACAAUGCAGCAGUACGUUCGAUCCUACUGUACGGUUGUGAAACCUGGCCACUUAAAGCAGCGGACCUGAAGAGGCUAGUUACGUUCGACCACCGGUGCCUUCGUAAUUUAGCUCACAUCUGGUGGGAACACCGCGUGAGCAACGAGCGUAUUCGGCGCCUCGUUUACGGCACAGGAAAAGGAAAUGAACCGCUCAGCACCGUUAUUUCACGCAUCAGGCUCCGAUGGCUCGGCCACGUGUUACGCAUGCCAGCCCACCGACUCGCGCGACGUGCGUUGUUUGCGGGACGGGGGUGUGGAUGGAAGAAGAGUAGGGGUGGCCAAGCGUUGAAUUGGUCGAGAGGAAUGAAGGCUCUCACUUCUGAGCUGUCCUCGGUUAGAGCGUCUCGGCUCCCUGGUUGGGGUCCGAAAGACGAUGAACAUGUUUGGUUGGACACACUUGCUGACAUGGCAAGGAGCCGACCUCAGUGGCGUUCGUGCUAUGAGUUUCUUUGUCCCACCCCAUCCUCUUAG